This is a messenger RNA of Sinocyclocheilus anshuiensis, 741 nucleotides long. Its product is annotated as phospholipid scramblase 1-like. The coding region runs from base 1 to 741 and encodes 246 amino acids. The transcript has 7 exons. Gene Ontology annotation, cellular component: plasma membrane. Gene Ontology annotation, molecular function: phospholipid scramblase activity. The record is from RefSeq and is a predicted model, not a curated record. Lineage: Eukaryota; Metazoa; Chordata; Actinopteri; Cypriniformes; Cyprinidae. Gene Ontology annotation, biological process: plasma membrane phospholipid scrambling.
AUGGAAUUGUCAGAAACAGUACCAGGAUCCGCUGAUCUGUGGAUCAUUUAUGUACCAGUUAAAGGGAUAAUUGAUCAAUUGUUUGUCUACAAAGAACCUCAUCCGGACGAAUGUUUUGACGAAGUUUGCUGUGAAAUAAAGGCUGACAACAGAUAUAAGGUGAAGGAUGACGUCGGGAACGUUCUUUUUAGUAUUCUUGAGGACAUUGAUUAUUGUAGCAGGCAUCUCUAUCCAGGUCGUUCCUUCAUAAUGAAUGUUAUUAAUGAAUAUAAUAAAGAGGUCAUCAGACUGGUGCACCUGUUUGUUUGCAGCAGCAGCUGCAGAAGACAUGAGCUGGAGGUUCAGUCUCCACCAGGCUUUGUCAUCGGACAUGUUCGACAAAACUGGCCUGUUUGCCUGCCUAAAUUCACAGUACAGAAUAAACAAGGUGAACCGGAAGUUAAGAUUGUGGGACCGUUUGUACCUCUUACCUGCUGCAUGGAUCAGAACUUUGAGCUGGUUUCUUUGAACGGGGAAGAGACAGAAAGACCAUUUGGCACGAUCGUCAAACCUUUCUCAUGCAGUGUACUAAAUACAGGAGCAGAUUUUGUGCUGAGGUUUCCAAGCAACCUGGAUGUCAAAUUGAAAGCUACACUAUUGGGGGCCUGCAUACUUAUUGACUUUGUGUAUUAUGAUAAGCCAAAACAACCGGUACUAGAAAUAAUAGGAUGUUUUAAUCCUCUAUCUUGGAUCUCUGUUUAG